CCUGCUUUCUACCUCUAAACUCUCUGAUCAAAUUACAAUGUUUGCACAGCAGAAGUCCGGGAAAGCGAAACUCGACGAUGUCACGAAGAUCCUCACCGACCUCAAGACCGAUCUCGAUACCCCAAAGCUCUCCUCCAAACAACGAAGGCAGCAGCUUGAGCAGCUUAAGGUCUACGGUCGAGACCCCACCAAUGCCGACCCCAUAUUUACACAAGACGGUCUCCGGACAUUAGGCCGCUUUGCCUUCAAGGAGAAGGACACAGCCGUCUCACAAGAAGCCUUGAGGUGCAUAGCCAACGCCUUGCUUCUCCAGCAAAAGGCACGCCAGAUCCUUGUCGAUCUAGGGCAUGGAUCUGACGCAGCGGAGAAGUUCAAGAGCGAAAGUAUCGACGAUGAAUUCCUUCUCUCACGUAUUCUCUUUCUCACAACCUACGGCGCAAAUCUCGACUACACAGAGCUCGUGAACGAGCACCACCUCGCUGAUAGUAUCAAUGCCGCUUUGCAACGCCAUGCAGACCGCUACACCGAGCCACGGCGACGGACAAAGGAACAUGCAGCGCCCAUGGACCUCAUGGCUCUGUCGGAGACCCUCAAACUGCUCUUCAACAUCACGCACUUCCACCCCGACCUCUCGCAACACUUCACCUCCUCAAUCACCCACAUCUUCAAGAUUCUGCUCCACCGCGACGCUCCCACGAAUCCCCUCGACGCACCCAUAUCCUUCCUCAUCAACGCGCUGCUGAACCUCGUCCGCGAAGAAGGCACAGGCAGCGCCACACAACCACACGACCCAGACUUACACGCUGCACUUUUCCCCUCCCUCGAGCCGUCCAUCAACACAACCCAUCUAACGACGAUCCUCGACAACGCAAUCCAAUCCUACCCCGCCUCCGAGCUUGACGCCACAAUCUCGCCUCUCCUCACCCUGCUCCGCCGAACCUACGAACUCGCGCCCUCCGACGUCCAAAUCGCCAUGCAGUCCAGACUCCUCCCCUCAGACAGCGACCGCACCCAGCCCCUUGGCAAGACCUCUUCGCUCCCCUCGCGACUGCUGAAUCUCUCCACGAGCGCCCAGACACCCGCGCUGCGCGACUCGAUUGCAGCGUUCAUGUACGAGCUCUCAUCGAAAGAUGCCGCGACGUACGUCGCGAACGUCGGGUACGGAUACGCGUCUGGCUUCUUGCUUUCGAAGAACAUACCCAUGCCCGAGAGCGCGAUCAAAGACGCGGGACUUGCGGGCGGGAGCCGCGCAGUGCCAGUCAAUCCCAUCACAGGACAAAGGCUGGACAAGGAACAGCCGGUGGAGAUGCCGGAGAUGUCACAGGAGGAGAAGGAGCGCGAGGCGGAGAGGCUGUUUGUGCUAUUUGAACGCUUGAAGAAGACGGGCGUUGUGAAUGUGAAGAAUCCGGUUGAGGAGGCAUAUCGGAGUGGGCGGAUUGAGGAGAUGAGUGACUCGGACUGAGGAACUCAUCACGACAUGACGUUUGCAUGAGAACUGGGUUGUGAGAUGGUAUAACGAGAUGGAUUAGUUUUGGUAGUUAGAUACAUGAACCCCACACACAAGAUGUGCCGAUCAGCUACCGAGAUGUCGCCAGACGCGCCCAAGCUUGCGCCGCAGAAUGCAAUGUUGCCGAAGCUGUUGCAGUGGGGAAUGCUUCCGCCG
Messenger RNA from Didymella exigua CBS 183.55, 1663 nucleotides. RefSeq lists its product as uncharacterized. The record is from RefSeq and is a predicted model, not a curated record. Gene Ontology annotation, biological process: G protein-coupled receptor signaling pathway. The transcript has 5 exons. The coding region runs from base 38 to 1462 and encodes 474 amino acids. Lineage: Eukaryota; Fungi; Ascomycota; Dothideomycetes; Pleosporales; Didymellaceae. Gene Ontology annotation, cellular component: cytoplasm. Gene Ontology annotation, molecular function: G-protein alpha-subunit binding; guanyl-nucleotide exchange factor activity.